This is a messenger RNA of Doryrhamphus excisus (bluestripe pipefish), 6319 nucleotides long. The record is from RefSeq and is a predicted model, not a curated record. Lineage: Eukaryota; Metazoa; Chordata; Actinopteri; Syngnathiformes; Syngnathidae.
AAAAAGAACGGUGUGGAAUGCUUUGGUGCUGAGAUGUUAAAAGUAAAAGUUGAUUGGAAGUAACAGGUAACAUUUCCUUCUCUGCUGAAGUCAGGUCGCCCUUACUCCGGUUCGGAGAUGAAUAACGCUGAAAAGUUAAUACAUAAAUCAUUGAAUAAGUUCCUGCUACCUCUAAGGUGGUGGAGUUUUACCGGAGAGAAAUUAAUAAGUCAUUGUGACCUCUCUUCCCGCACGUGACCUAGCAUACUUGGAAUGGAGAUUAACUAAACCGAGCACUAAUAACUUAAAAUCUAUUAAAACAGUCAAACGUCCCACAAUUGCACACGGUAUGGCAGGUGUAAAGACAUUAACAGACUUAGGAGAAUCAUCUCCCAGGAUUUGUUUAUUUGAAAAAGCAAAUGUAGGUAAUGUUGGCUGUAAUAGUUGGCCGUUGGUAGUACAUAUAAGUGACAUAGAAGAUGAUGGAUGGAUAGUAGUACACAGGAGCAAAAAUGGCGUACACGCAGUAUAUGAAAUGAAUGGUUGGAUAGACAGUAUUGUAUUUUGAUUGUUCUUGUGUACCACCAUAUAGAGCCCACCUACCACCAGUGGUACACCUACCACAUCUUGAGAAUUGUUUUUAGCUUAUUUGCCCUGCUGUGGCUGUGGCUCCUCCUUGGCAGAUGUCAGCGGCGCUCCCUCCAGGAAGGUACAGAAAUAUUCCGAGGUAUUGAGCCCGGGUUUUCUCAACAGGAGGUAACAUUUUGGGAAAUAGUAAGCUGCCACAAGUCCGAAGUUGCUCAUCAGAUUAAAGGAAAUCAUAACAAAAAGCUUACUCUUUUCACGCAGACCUAUGUAUAUUGGAAUGAAGGUUCCCCAAAUCACACAAUAGAUUAACGUGGAAAAGGUGAUGUCCCUGGCCAGGUUAUACUGAUGAGGAGGUUUCACCGCCAGAAAGGUGCACAUGAACGACACGAGGGCCAAUACAAAGUUGCAGCUCUGCAUCAAGCCCAGUCCAAAAGCAGGUGUGAUCGGGCAUGACAAGAAGGUUCUCAUGAAGUCGAUUUUCAUGUUUGCCACAUACUCCGACAACAAGGUGCUUUCUUGGCUGUACCAGAUGCAGAAACAUGCUUGCAAAGCCCAACAUAUGAUCAAAAACAGCCAGCAAGCAGGUCCUUUCAGUUUUUGCAGGGAAAUCGAGGCGAUAACGGAGACGGCAAACGUUUGUAAAAUGGAGAUCAGAGGCAGCUGAAGACGACACACCAAAUUCCCCGGAUGGCCCAGGAAGAGCACCACACUGAGGCAGGCUCCAAUCAGGCUGAAAAGCACCAGAAAGCUCCAGGGCCCACCAGAGGCCGCCACCAUGGGGGUCUGCCGAUGCCGUAGGAAGAUGACGGCCACUGCACCCUGACAUAGCAGCAGCAGCAGCCCGCCCAGCACCACUUCCAGUGCUUCUGGUGUGUCCCAGGACAAAACCUCAAAGAGACGCAAGAACCACUUCAUGCACACCUCCUACACGCCUUCAGGCUCCAUGGGCCCUUGCAGUGUUUGGUCUGGGGUGUCUCCUGGCUGAUUUACUUCCUGCCGAGUGACCACAACAGAACUUCCUGUGAGGGAUGACAUCGAGAUGCAGAAAGACAGCACUUCGUUCACGUAGCCCACUGUUUGCUGCAAUACACAGUACACUGGCAGCAGUGUGGCAGCCAGCUGUCCCCCAUCUGAGUGUUUUCUGGCUUUGAUGCGACCCGAGUGUGCCUGGAGCAUGUCCACAGUGGGCCUGACUGCCCAGGAGACAUAUUUUCCCGUAGAACACCCCUUCCUGCGGGGCGGGUCCUGUCGUCACAGCAUGGAUGGAUUCAAACCAUCAUGGAGCCAUCGCCAUGACCUGGAGAACUUCUACUUCAGUCUGAAAUCUGCACACACAGAUAACAGCGCUCAUGGCCAACAGAUGGGUCCGCCAACUCUAAGUUACGAGAGGCACAAACACAGUUCCAGCACACUGAAAUUACCUCCCAAGAAGCCCCGGCCUUCCCACCUUUCCCUGUCUUGUGCGGCUGAACCCUCCACCCCCAGUCCGGCCGAUGACGACCAGGUGGUCCCCUCAUUCCAAAGGCUCUCCAUGUGUAGCAGUCCGCCGCAGACCCCCGGAAGGUGCUCCAAGCCAUUGCCCCCCAUCCCUUUGCGUAGGGAUAUGUCAUCCGAGCAGGUAAUGGACAACGAGGUGGAGUUCUUUAACAGUGCGGACGAGAGCUGCUGCCUGGUGUCUCAACAGUAUUCCAAACCUUUUCGUCACGGGGCUUUCAGUCGAAGGAGCUUCAGAGACUGCGGGCAGGUCAACCAUGCUUACUACGACGGACCCUUAGCACCGCAAAGCCCGAAGCCCCAUCAGCAACAUCAACAUAAUCAUCAUCAGCAGCACCCUGCACAUCCGCCGCAACAGGAAGUGAGUCAAGAGCAGCCAACGGUUUGUCAGAGAGCACUGGACAAAAGUCAGAGGAAACUCCGGCGUUCUCUCUCAGGACCAGCCGGAUGCUUUAACAAACCCUCUCAGCUCCGCCUUGCCUGCCACAGUCGCUACGCCCACAACAUGGACAGAUCAGAGGUUCCUCCUCCCGUCCCGCCACGGACAAUUAAGACAGCAGACUCUCGCCGCUGGUCAGCGGAAGUGUCGUCCGGAGCGUACAGCGACGAAGACAGACCGCCCAAGCUGCCCCCGAGGGAGCCCAUGUCCCUGUGCAGCUCUCGCACCCCCAGCCCCAAGAGCCUCCCCAAGUACCACAAUGGCAUCUUGCCCCCGACGCAAAGCUUUGCACCGGACCCUAAAUUCGUCAGUCGGGGUUUACAGAGACAGAACAGCGAGGGCUCCCCUUGCAUCCUGCCUAUCGUGGAUAAUCAGGGGCACCAGGCCAGCCACACCCACUACUACCUUCUGCCUUAUCGGCCCACUUUUAUGGACUCCCCUUCUGUGGAAAAGCUGCUGUUGAACUUGGAAAGCCCGUCCGCUCGUGACACGAAUGUAUCGGACUCGGAGUGGGACUUCCGUACUGGAAGGAAAGCACCCGUGGAUCUAGUUUGAACCGCUGCUGUUUUACUUUGAAGCCGUUAUGUAUUGUAUAACAGCGGGGUACCAGGGUAUCCGGUUACUGCUAACGUGCUAACGGUGGGCACCAUCACUACAUGUUGAUUUUCGGCCUUCAAACUUGUGUGAAAUGUGAAAGGUGCAAGCGGGCCUUGAACCUCUCAUAUUCAGUGUUUUAGCGUAUGGAAGGGUUAGCAUGUUUAGUAUGACGUGUCGGGGCUUUUGUUUUUUGUUUUUUUUUUUAAAAGCUGCUUUUGUAUCUCAUCAGGGACACAAGGUCCACAAUGUGAUGUUUAAUCCGUCGGGUAAGGAUGGGCAUGAUCAGUGACUGGUGAUUUGGACUAAAGCAAUUGGGGUAAAAAAUGGAGCUGCUUAGCUGCAACCAGUAGAGGUGCUGGGAGUUCAGUCUAAGUAAUGUGCUCAAUAAGACCAUUAAGAACAUUCACUCAUCCCAGUAACAGGAUAAAUAAUACAUAGUUCGCUUCAAGAAAAUGUAGCUCAAUGCCCAUCCCUGAAACGGGAAGAUAUAUAGGGUCAAAUGAAGGAUUCUAACACACAUAUAUAUAUUUGUUUAUAGGGCCAUUCUGUUUAUGCAUUGGAAUGCCAAGUGCAGCUCCUUUCACACAGAUAUCCCAUCAAAUGGAUGCAUCAGAGCCACAAAACAAUAGCAAUACUAUCAAUUAGAACAUAACGGGGGCGGCACGGCGGUCGAGUGGUUUAGCGCGCAGACCUCACAGCUAGGAGACCAGGGUUCAAUUCCACCCUCGGCCAUCUCUGUGUGGAGUUUGCAUGUUCUCCCCCGUGCAUGCGUGGGUUUUCUCCGGGUACUCCGGUUUCCUCCCACAUUCCAAAAACAUGCUAGGUUAAUUAGCGACUCCAAAUUGUCCAUAGGUAUGAAUGUGAGUGUGAAUGGUUGUUUGUCUAUAUGUGCCCUGUGAUCGGCUGGCGACCAGUCCAGGGUAUAACCCGCCUCUCGCCCCAAGACAGCUGGGAUAGGCUCCAGCACCCCCGCGACCCUUGUGAGGAAAAAGCGGUAGAAAAUGAAUGAAUGAAUGAAUGAGAACAUAACGGGGUACAAGAAGCCUCUGACACUACCUCCGAAGGAAAAUUUGGCGUAUUGAAUCCGUAGCAGGAGAUCCUGCAGGCGGGAUUUGCACCCAUUUUUGUAUGUAAUGUAUUUGUCAGAAGGGGACGUUCCUGUCAACACAACAGGAUUGGCGAAGUGUUACACAGUUACACAGGUGUUGUCUCGCCUGUGUUCUGACGUACGUCUGAUGGCAGAAUAAUGACUUGGGGCGCCUUUUAGUCUUCCUGUUCUGUUGACAUUUAUAGAGAACAGUAGCCUGGAAAAGCUUUUACAAGCUGUGUGAAAGGCUCAAGAGAUACCCUGCUGUCAAAACAGGAUAUUUUUGCAACUGGGGUACGCUUUCACACAGCAUUCCACAAUAAAUUACACAAUAUUUGUGAGGUUCUGUAUGAAAUACUUAUCAGACACAACAGGCAUUCUGUGAAGUACUGUAUGAAAUACUUAUCAGACACAACAGGCAUCCACUAUUGUUGUCCUGGCUCUGUUACGGCUCUCAUACUAACCUCCGAUAGGGGAGAAUUGUUAGGGUAACUCCUGCAUUGAGAUGCGCUUUCACACAGCCACACGCCAUCUUGUAAUGAGAUACCGUAAUGUAUAAAAUCCUUGACGGACAGCGGCAAUAUUUUUUUAAGAUUCUUAAGUAUCUUGCCUUUCUGGUAUCCGCUAUUUAAACAAUCGUGGUCCUGGUUCGGAAUACAGGAAUACAGAAUGACCAAAGCUAACCUGCAAUAAAAAUGUGUAAAAGGGGCUAGGGAUCUCUUCAAAUUGAGAGCUGUAACAGAAGAUCAGGCGUUUUACACAGAACAUACAGUAAAAAAACAGGAUAUCUGCCAGACUGUGCGCUUUCACACAGCCACACGCCAUCUUGUAAUGAGCAAUAUUUUUUAACAUUCAUAAGUAUCUUGCCUUUCCGGUAUCCGCUAUUUAAACAAUUGUGGUCCUGGCUCGGAAUACAGGAAUUCUGUAUUCUCUUCAAAUUGAGAGCCAUAACAGAAGAUAUAAUAAAGAUAUAACCUAUAAUAAAAAAAACUGGAUAUCUGCCAGACUGUGCGCUUUCACACAGCUUCCCUUGUUUCUGGUACGGCUCUGAUGCUACCACACCAAAACCGGCUAAUUAUGGAGGACCGUUUAUAGAGAAAUAAAAAAGCCAGCUGCGUGAAAGGGGUUAUGUUGAGUGUGUGGUGACCGUAUUUGUUACUUAUAUGUGUGUGUGUGUAUGUGACCUGAGUGAAUGCAUUCUUACUGAAAUUUGUAAUAUUGUGGUCAAGCUGUGAAGUACUACCUCCCUCCAAUAUCCAAUCCUCUAUUUCACGUAGUCCACCUUCUCUUCUGUUCUGUCAUGUUGUGUGCAUGCAUGGUCUUAAAGCCACACAUGCAGAGAGCUGUCACACAGACUUUCCUGUUCUCAUACAUUCCUGCCUUACAUGAUUGCAGUGGGUGUGGUCUGACAGACUUUGGCUGCUGGCAGCCUAGGAAAAAAAAGAUAUAUAUAUUUUUUUGUAUUUUAUUAUUAUUAUAGUUGUUGGUCAGCCAAGAGACAUGUUGUAAAUGUAGCACACGUGUUGAAGUUCACUUUGGGCUCACUAAAGGUCAAUUGAAGUAUACUUUUUUUUGUGUUCUUUCCUGCUCUGACUUAAAAAGUCCAACAACGAUAAUGUUUACAUCAUACACUGGUACUAUUUAAUCUUAACGGUAUUGAAAUGUCUUAUUAUAGGACAAAGAAGUGAAGAUGAGUUUAAAAAAAAAAAAAAUAAUAAUAAUGAUCUCUGCUGUGGUGAAGAUAUGCACUGGGAGAGUGUAGUAUGCUGUGUACAGUAUUUAACGAUUCCAUUUGUAGUCUUUUUUUUCAAAAAAAUAAACUUUAUUUAUGAAUUUUGUGGCUGGAGUGUGUUAAAGUCAAGUCUGCUUGGACUGUUUCAACACACACACACACACACACACACACACACACACACACCCUGCUGUGUGUUAUUGUGACUGGCCUCCAUCCAGAGAGUGACUGACAAUGGUGGACUGACAGGUGCACAGCUGCCUUGUCUUUCACUUCCUGGUUCCCGCCCUUCUUCACCACUACAUGCACACAGGUUGGUGGUGUGUGUAGAUGUACACAAUAAAAGGUUGGGCACGCAGCCCAAAACCACAUUGGAAAUGGAAUAAAUCAUCAGUAAUAUAAA